Messenger RNA from Eriocheir sinensis (Chinese mitten crab), 1440 nucleotides. RefSeq lists its product as uncharacterized. The transcript is spliced from 7 exons. Lineage: Eukaryota; Metazoa; Arthropoda; Malacostraca; Decapoda; Varunidae. The record is from RefSeq and is a predicted model, not a curated record. The coding region runs from base 1 to 1248 and encodes 415 amino acids.
AUGACUGUUGAAGUUAAGGAUGUUGACAGGAUAACUGUGUCUGGCAGACUAUUCCACAAAGCAAUCACUCAGACUGAGAAGUAUCGCCUACGUAUUUCUGUGCUGCUGUGGGGCAGAAAUAUUCUGUGUGAACUACCACGGGUCCUAGAGGAUGUCUGGAGGGAAACCAGACAACCAGCCAAACCCUGCAGCGGCAACACUGCACAACACAGUGAACACCUUGUGUCCCGCGGCACGAACCUGUGGCUGGGGACUGUCCUGGCCCCUGGGGCUCCAGUGGACGGCAACGCUUCCCGCUGUGCUGAAGGUGCUGCCCUCAGCGGGCCAGCCUGGCGGGUGCUGGGCCAGCAGGGCACGGCAGGGCAGUCGUGGGUGGCGGGCGGGGUCAGCCGUGGGUGUCAGGUGUCAGCUGGGCCUGGCCACGUGAGGCACGUCAGCUGGCCCUGGCACCUGGCAGGCGAAAUUCGUGGGAUCUCUGGCUCGGAGAUAUGUUGUAGUGACAGCAAGGCACCACCACCACAGGGCCACAGGCACCCUGGCACGGCACCCCCAGGCCUUGGCACCACCCAGGCCCCCACACCCGAGACAGCCAUGCCGCCGCGAAGACAGCAACAGAGUAAAAAGAAGCCCCCCGGCAAGCCAGGUGUUCCCACAAACACGUCAGCAGUCGAGGAUGGCACGGAGGCAGCGGACAGAUUCAGGGUUGAGCUGCAGUGGUGUGUGCAGCAGCUUGAAGCGUCCAUGAAAAAGGCAUCCCUCAAAGAAAGAGAAGACAUGGCCAAAGCACAUCGGACCCUGACGAGCAGCAAGGCACAACACAUCAAGAAGAGGCAAGUGAUGAGCUCGCUGUUUGGUGAUUACCGGAGCAAGAUGGCACAAGAGGAGUCAAAAAUUAAAAUGGAGACGCCGAAGAUGAAGAAGAGUUCUGCCCUUCCAAGUGAGUCUGUGUUCUUCAGAAAGUCGACCGUUCAUUCCCCGGACAUCAUCACUGAACCUUCAACAAAUUCCAAAGAGCCAGCUGUGAGCCAGGAACCAGAAGUCACAACCUCAGACUCAUCUGGUAGUGGGAGCACUUCUGGAGCUCUUGUUAAGGAGGUGAAUGCCGGUGGUGGUGAGGAAGCAAACUUUACUGGGAGUGGUGCAAAAAGUUUAUCCCCUGAGAGUUUAGGUGGGCCAAAGAAAGUAGUGACACCAUUCAAAGCAGCUCAAUCUGGGAGCACGUUUAAGUUUAAUUUUUCCGUGCUGUGACUGUUGCAUUUGCUAUACACUCGUUUCGUCAAGCAUCCCGAGUGUUGCAUCUAUUGUAUAUACUCAUAUUAGUAAGUCAAGUUUUUGUUACAAUUUUUUGAAGUCUAGUUUAGGAGGUUGACUUUACAUGGAUACUACUUCUCUGGAGGGUUACCACUACUACUAUUACUACUUUUAUUACUACUACUAUAC